GGGGCCGUGGGGGGGGUGAGCCCAGAGGCGGAAGUUCCCGCGGGUUGUGAGGACGGCGCACGCACUACGAAUCACUUGUCAGCGCUCCUCUGAAGUGGAGGCAUCGGGUCGCUGGACCAGGGUUUCACUUUCUGGGAUUGGACUUUGAGCCAUUAGAACCAUGAGCAACUACAGCGUGUCGUUGGUUGGCCCAGCUCCUUGGGGUUUCCGGCUGCAAGGUGGCAAGGAUUUCAACAUGCCUCUGACAAUCUCUAGUCUAAAAGAUGGUGGCAAAGCAUCCCAGGCAAACGUGAGAAUAGGCGAUGUGCUUCUCAGCAUUGAUGGAAUAAGUGCUCAUGGAAUGACUCAUCUUGAAGCUCAGAACAAGAUUAAAGGCUGUACAGGCUCCUUGAAUAUGACUCUGCAAAGAGCAUCUGCUACAUCCAAGCCUGAACCAGUUGCUGUUCAAAAGCCCACAGUCACCAGCGUGUGUUCCGAGACUGCUCAGGAGCUAGCAGAGGGACAGAGAAGAGGAUCCCAGGGUGACAGUAAACAGCAAAAUGGGAAAACCCCACCUAAACGCCCGCCAAGAAAACACAUUGUGGAGCGUAAUACAGAGUUUUAUCACAUACCUACUCACAGUGAUGCCAGCAAGAAGAGACUGAUUGAGGAUACUGAAGACUGGCAUCCGAGGACUGGCACCACUCAGUCUCGCUCUUUCCGGAUUCUGGCCCAGAUCACUGGGACUGAGCAUUUGAAGGAAUCCGAAACUGAUAAUACAAAGAAGGCUAAGUUUGACAGUUCUCUGGAGGAGCUACCAAAGAGUGGACCUCACCCUCCUGCAAGUCCUCAGGUUUUACAUGUUGGUAGUCAAGUAGCCACACUUUCUAAAAUAAUGACAUAUUAUAUCAAUUUAAGCAGCUCCACAAAGAAUGUGGUGACAAGUUCUUUGGAAGUUUUUCAAAAUUUUUCUACCUCCUCUUCUCCUGCCAGAUACAGCGCUGUGGUUGUGAGCAGCGCAGCUGCUAGUGUGGCUGCUGUGAUUGCUGCAAAAACCAGGCUCUCCAGUCCUGAAAAGUAUCACUCACUCCUGGAUGCAUUUUGCAUCAGCCCUGUUUCCAAGCCUUUAGCUUUUUCGUAUCUCCAAUCCUCGAGGAAAUCAACUGGCUCUAUCCAGGUUAAGAGAACAAGCAAUACCCAGGAGCCUUCUCAGCCAUUUGCUUCAUCAGUAGCUUCAGCACAGCGCGUGCCUGAGAGGCCAGAAAGCCCAGCGUUCGCCAGACCGGGGGUGGCCAGUCUCACAACUGCCACUGCCUUCAAGCCUGUGGGCUCCACCAGCAGUGUCAAGUCACCAAGCUGGCAGCGGCCAAACCAAGCAGCACCUUCCACUGGAAGAAUCUCAGGUGCAGCACCACCAGCCAACUCAGCUGUGGGGCAGCCCCAGCCAAGCGACCAGGACACUUUAGUGCAAAGAGCUGAGCACAUUCCAGCAGGGAAGCGCACUCCAAUGUGCGCCCACUGUAACCAGGUUAUCAGGGGACCAUUCCUAGUGGCGCUGGGAAAAUCUUGGCAUCCAGAAGAAUUUAACUGUGCUCACUGCAAAAAUACAAUGGCCUACAUUGGCUUUGUGGAGGAAAAGGGAGCCCUGUAUUGUGAGCUCUGCUAUGAGAAGUUCUUUGCUCCUGAAUGUGGUCGAUGCCAAAAGAAGAUCCUUGGAGAAGUCAUCAACGCUUUGAAACAAACUUGGCAUGUUUCCUGUUUUUUGUGUGUGGCCUGUGGAAAACCCAUUCGUAAUAAUGUUUUUCACUUGGAGGAUGGCGAACCUUACUGUGAGACUGAUUACUAUGCACUCUUCGGUACUAUCUGCCGUGGGUGUGAAUUUCCCAUAGAAGCUGGCGACAUGUUCCUGGAAGCGCUGGGCUAUACCUGGCAUGACACUUGCUUUGUGUGCUCAGUGUGUUGUGAAAGUUUGGAAGGUCAGACCUUCUUCUCCAAGAAGGACAAGCCACUUUGUAAGAAACAUGCUCAUUCUGUGAAUUUUUGAAAGUCAACAUUUCAGAAGACAAGAAAGAAAUUUGAAGAGAAAGAGGAGAAUUAAAAUUACCAAUUGAUUUUUAGAUACAAUACUUAUAUGGAUAUUUGAAAAAUAAUAGCAGGCCUGAAGGGAUAAACUCCAGGUUUAAAAAUGAAAUCUAUGAGGAAAUACUUGGCUUCAUAACAUAAAGAGACAGUAUGACACUUGUUAUUACUUUUUCCCUAUAUUUUCUGCCCAUAAAAUAACUUUUAUAAAACCCAAUUUCCUGGUUGACUAUUAAAUUCAUUUUAGAAUAAAUUAGUGAAGAAUUAAAUUUUAGAAUAAAAACUCCAACCUCUGUGCUAAAAUAAUUAUGCUUUCUUUCCUUAAUAGGUAGUUACAAGUAAAUCUGUAAAGGGCAAUGAAAAUGCCUUAUACUUUAUCUGUAAGUGACACAUUGUAUUUUUUAAAAAAUAGUGCUUACCUUUAAAACUUUUUUAAAAUAGGAGUUUAAAUGGAGAAUUUCAUCAAUAGUAGCAAGUAUCCAUUUUUUAAAACUGUGUGGAUUUUUUUUUAAUUUCCCAGUUGAUCAUUCCACUGAAGAAAGGACAAUGAGAUUUUUGAUCAAAAUGUGUCAUUCCAAUAAGAGAUCCUGUAUUUUUAUACCCCUCAAAAGCCUCCAUAUAUAGAUCACAAAUCUCAACCUUUUGCCUUUUAUUAAAACAUGACCAUUUUUAUUAUUGUGUAUGUUUUAUCGCCUGUGGCAGUCAAGUGCCUUGUUUGCCUCUUCCUUCAUGCUCUGAUAAAGAGCUAAUUGAACAAGUUGGACUGUGACAGUUUUCUCUCUUUGAAGAGAAUAAACAGAAGAAAUGUGAUUGGGAAUUAUAGUAAAUUAAAGUAUUGGAUCCAAAAUAUUCUCCUCCCCAAGUCCCCCCUUUUUGACAGUGAAUCAGUUUCACAGUUGUCCUACUGACUGAUGAACAUUUGAGAGCUCUCUGCAGAAUAAUAUUUUUUCUUAAAUGCUCCAUUAGAAAAAUUUAAAAUUGGUUUGUGGAUGUGAUAAAAUCUAAAUUGUGUUUUCCUUUUGAUAGUUCUCUUUCAAUAAUAAACGAACCACUUCCAGAUGUGAUCACAAAGUUUGGAAAACUUGCACGCACAGCAGUCUGGUAGUAGAGGAGGGGAGCAUGGUUAAUUACCCAGAAUGGCCUGUUGUUUGUGUUCUUCAUCCGGGGAAACUUACACAGAUGCCGCAUGAAGACAGAAACAACUGAGGUAAAAAUUGUAAUAGAUCCUAUUGACAUUUGCCCAAUGAGAAAAGACAUCACAACAUUUGAUGUUUUUCUCGUUGUUUCCAGAAUGGAUGAGAGUUCAUGAUCCCACUAAGUUAUAGUUUAAGUUUGUUUGGAGGUGCUUUCAAAUUUGAGAUUGAGCCCCAGGUCCUUCCUCCCCCCAUCACUUACUGAUGACUUCACUUCCACUGUGUACGUGUUUGUUAUAGAGAACGAUUUUAGGCUACCAUAUUUGUUUAAGCUCCCUAAAAAUCUUUCAAGGCAUCUGUCCUGAAAGCUGUUAAUUUGUGGUCUAGCAGAUGUAAACUUUAUGCAGAUAAUAAUCAACAGGGGAUAAAGAAUGAGAAGGGUGACACAAAGUGGCAAACCGAAUGCUUCCCCAGUGGCAACCCUAAGCCACCUUUUCACCCUGCAUCUUGUAGGCAGGUGAGAAAUUGAUUGUUUUGUUUUUUUAAGUGCUGGAACUGAAUUCUGUAUUAUUUCUCAUUGCUGCUGAAACCACCUAUAGAAGACGUACUAGCUAAUAUGCAUUGUCGUAUCUUAAUGUCAGUCUUUCGCAUUACACAAUAUAAAACUAGUUGGUGGUUUUGUUUUGGUGUGGUAGAAUGUGUUGUUAUUUAGUUUUGCCUUUAUAGAUUAUAUGCCAAGAUAGUUUUUGACAAGUCAAUGGCAUUUGGGUAUUUCCUUGAAAGAAUUUUAUUUGACCUGAAUUUUUUAUAAAAUUAUCUUACAUUAAUAUAUCAUUCUAUUAGAUUUUUCCUUCUGCAUAUUAUUCAUAGAGUAUAAUGUUGGCAUUUCUUUAAAUUUUAUCCUUAAGAGAAUAACAUUACUUCCUAAUUUAUCAUUGUCAUUGUGCUUUGUUCUGCUCUUCUCUUUCUAUCGGUUCCUAAAACAGUUAAUCCUAUGAAAUAAAUAUUGAUUAUAACCCAUAAGAAUCUCUGUAUUUUCCAGUGGGUAAUGCCAUAUUUAAUACACCAGCAUCAGCCUUUCAAUAACUCAGGCAGAGCACUUUAUUCUUCUGGUGAGCUCCCUGAAUAUUUAUUUUCCUGAUUAUAAAUAUUCUAUGUCAGUAGCAUUUUUUAAAUUAUUAUGUCUUUACUGUAGAGCUUUUACUUUUAAUCUCUCUAGAUGUAUAUGUUGCAAUUCUGUACUUAGUACAAUACAGAUUAAAAUCAUAGUACGUGACUUUAAAGCAUCCCAUAUUUGGACUUCCAAGUUUCAGGAUGUUAGUAAUAGGUUCAGACUUGAACAUUUCUCUAGACUUACAGGGACAGAAUGUUGCCCACUGAAGUAGCAACCUAAAAACAAUCCCCUGUGCUUACGCUUGUAGUAGCUUACAUGUUUCCUGUUGGUUCAUGUAGAGUCUAAAACUAACAUCUAAUCAUUUGAUCAGUAUUAAAACAAAUAAGGGUUUAAAUCUUCAAAAUAUUAGUGUAGCAUUAUGUUUAAAAGUUAUCUACAUCAAAAAUGUAUUUAUGGUACCAUUUUCAAGGAGUACUAUAGUAUGAUCAAUUUUAUAGAAAGGAAUUGCUUCCUCUCCCUGUUCACGUGUGAGUCUAGCAGUGGCGUGUUAACACUCGUUUGAGGUUUGCGGUUUAGUCAUCCCUGUUGGAAGGAGAGGCUUUUCCGACGGGGAGGAGAAACACACUGAGCAGUUUUACACACAUCCAGUGUGGCUUCAGUUCGUCACUCUUCAUCCCCCAAAUAUUUUAAAGUAUUGGGUUUGGAUUCUCAAUGUAUCAUUUGCCUUAUCUAUUUAUCUCUAUUUUCUGUUUCUUUACAUUUUUAAGUUUGUAUAAUUAUCUGUGCCAUUUUGCUUUUGGAUGUAUUUUCUAAUUUAAAAACCACGUAAGAAGUAUAAUCAGCAUACUAAUACCUUAAUGAGCACAUGAUAAAUAAAUGGCUGCAGUGACGUA
Messenger RNA from Phyllostomus discolor (pale spear-nosed bat), 5198 nucleotides. RefSeq names its product PDZ and LIM domain 5 (gene PDLIM5). The transcript is spliced from 17 exons. Gene Ontology annotation, cellular component: Z disc; stress fiber; filamentous actin. Gene Ontology annotation, molecular function: muscle alpha-actinin binding; actin binding. The record is from RefSeq and is a predicted model, not a curated record. Gene Ontology annotation, biological process: muscle structure development; actin cytoskeleton organization; heart development. Lineage: Eukaryota; Metazoa; Chordata; Mammalia; Chiroptera; Phyllostomidae. The coding region runs from base 161 to 2023 and encodes 620 amino acids.